Molecule: messenger RNA, 909 nt
Organism: Paramuricea clavata
Lineage: Eukaryota; Metazoa; Cnidaria; Anthozoa; Malacalcyonacea; Plexauridae
Source: the annotation of a GenBank genome assembly
AUGGUCAAGGAAAGCAAAUUUGUCUGCUCCCUUGUGUUAUUACUCCAGGUAUUCCAAGCUCGCUGUCAGACACCUGGUUGUGUGAAUGCACCAACAGUCAGCUAUCGUUUUGUUUGUGCUUCGUUAUUCAUUGAUUCUGUUUGCUCAUCUGGUCACAAACAUAGAUUUUGCUCUUCGCAUGAACUUGGGGAAGGAGUCUAUGUGAACAGCCUACAAGCAGCUGUCUCUAUCUUGCUGUCAGGCAAUAGUUUUGCCAAAAUUGAGCGAAUGGCAAAGUUUUAUGAUUUGGCACUUCUUUCAAAGUCAACAUUUUAUCGCUAUCAGCGUUUAUAUCUGAUUCCCGAAAUAAAUGAGUGGUGGGCAUGGACAAGGCAAGAACUUCUGAAGGAAUUUGUUGGGCAAGAUAAUGUCAUUGGUGGUGAUGGACAGUGUGACUCACCAGGUUUUAAUGCCAAAAAUCUAUGCUAUUUUAUGGUUGAAGCCAAUAGCAACUACAUCAUCGAUAUUGAAAUAUUAGAUAAGAGGCAUGUUGGUUUAGCAUCAACCAACAUGGAAAGGGAAGCUGUUAAGCGUGGGUUGGAGAGGCUGACCCAAGACAUAAAAGUGGUGGAAUUUGUGACAGAUGCAUCAACUUCUGUUAAAGCACUACUUGGUAUGUACAACACACAUAUAACUUUAACCCAAUGAGUCACAUUGCGCUCUCCUUUAUUAUUUUUACUCUCCCUAAUGCCAGACGACUUUACUUGUCAAGGGGAUAGCGCUAGCGCUUAAUAGUAAUCAUUCUGUUGGAGUGCAACCUAAUAUUAUUCAUCUCAAUUUUCAGAAAACAACUUUCCUACAAUUGUGCACAGUCUAGAUGUCUGGCAUAAGUCCAAAAGUAUCAAAAAGUGUAGUCUAGCAAAGGUAUGA